This is a messenger RNA of Racocetra fulgida, 860 nucleotides long. The record is from the annotation of a GenBank genome assembly. NCBI's taxonomy places the organism in Eukaryota, Fungi, Glomeromycota, Glomeromycetes, Diversisporales, Gigasporaceae.
AUGCCGAAAAAAAGUAAAAUUUGGGAUUAUUGGAAUAUUUUGGCACCCAAAGAAUUAAGUCAGCUUAAUAGUUGUAGCGAAACAUCAAGUAAUGAUGAAGAUGAUACAGAAGAUUUUGUUUCUUCUUCAUCAAAUACUCAAGAUCAGAAAGGCGCCAAAAAAUUACAUCCACCUGUAAAAUGUAAAUACUGCCCUAAAAAAUUCAAACGCGGACUUGCAACUCGUAUGCAAAGUCAUACUAAUAAUUGUUAUAAUGCACCUGAAUCAGCAAAGACUAUCAAAAAACCGAAGCUGCAAGAUUCAGAUUUAACUCAACAAAAUUGCAUUAAAUCUCUUAUCGAAUCACAAACAGCAAUUCAACAAAUGAUUUAUGAUCAAAGUACAACAUCAUUAGAAGCGCGAAUUAAAGUGCAAUUACAUUCAAAUGAAUUUUGGAAUAACCUUAAAGUUAUCAUUAGAAUUCUUAAACCAAUUGUUGCUGCUUUAAAAGCAUUUGAAGCUGAUAGCUCAACAAUUUCAACAACAUAUUCCCGAUUUAAUAUGAUUUUAACUGAAAUCCAAAAAAUUAAUUGUAACUAUUUAGCAGCAAUUCAACAAAAAAUUCAAAAUCGUUGGAAUUAUAUCUACCAUCCUAUUAUGACUAUUGCAUUCAUAUUAGAUCCAAAUUAUCUUGAAGAGAGCAAAAAAAAUAUUAAUGAAUCUGAUUGUUUAUCGACAUUUGCAAACUUUAUUUCCUUAAAGUAUCCUUCCAAAGAAGCAUCUAGAAUCUAUGCUGAAUUAUUAAAAUUUCGUAACAAACAAAUACCAUAUAAUAAUGAAUUAAUUUGGAAUUCGGCUGUUCACCUUAAUCCUUCAACUUG